UACCUGGUACUCGUACCGGUAGCUAGUCUAGCUCCAAGGAAUGAAUGAUUGAAUCGAAGUCUGUUUUUGAAGGCUUUACCUUUUACCUGAAUGAUUCCAACCAAAAUGCGCCAUGAAUCUCCCCGAAAUUAUAAUGGAGCGGGUCAAAGUCGGCCUUGAACUUAAAAACAUUGUCAAACAUGAUCUCCCUCUAGAUACAUGGUGGGAACCAGCCAACGAGGAAAACCCACGGUUGGCCUACGAGCGCUUUCUGGAUACGACGAGACUGGCCGUAGAACUUGCAUAUACCACUGAAGGUGAUGCAAUCGGCUUAUAUGCUGCCAAAGCGAACGACGACUCGAGGUUGGCAUUCAAGUUUCUGGUUGAUUUCUUGCAACAAGCCAAGCGACAAAGGCGAAUGCCCAGAUGGUGGACUCCACAGCACGAUGUUUGCCUUUUUCGACUGGCAUUCGACGAAAAGGGAGACUUUUACUUGUAUCAUGCAGUGGAAGUUUCGGAUGUUCGGAAAACUUGGGGUUACAGAACCACAAAGCUCCUCCUGGCCCUGGCAACUACAAUUGAUGGCGAAGAUGGAGUGCCGGAAGGUCGUUUCGAUGACAUGCUGAGAAUUGCUUGUGAUCUUUAUCUGGAUGAAACACCACAACGUGAAAAAGGCUACGAAAACGGAGAAGGAAUUCCUUGUCGCUGGGGAGUAAAAUGCAAGAGACCAGACUGCUGGUUUCAGCACCCCAAGCUUGUCUUGGGAGAGGAAACCAAGAGGAGUGACCAGCCACAAUAUUCAACUACCAAUAUGAAAGAUCACAUGCUGGAACUAGUCGGCGAUGAAUUAGAGCUUGAGACUCUGUAUCUUUUAUAUCACCAAUCUUUGGGUAUCGGUGAAAGUAUUUUCUACCAUGUCAGUCCUGCAGAGCAAGCAGAAACACAAAGGAAACUAAAAGAAUCUGCCAGCAAAGGCGAUUCCUUUGCCAUGUAUUUGCUUGGGAAAAUCUGGAAGGAACUGAAAGUCCCCAUGUUUGGGAAGCAAAAAUCUGCCAAAUCGCGGCAUUCCGAGGCCUGCAAACUGUGGACCGCAUCCGCUUUGGCGGGGAACGCCUACGCCAUGACUGGUCUCGCACUGCUACACCGAGAUGCAGGGCACAUGCCCACAGCAGUUCACUGGUGGCAACGUGCUCUAGAACACGCCGAAUUCCCCGAGGCGGCAUACGAUCUUGGAGUGGCAUAUGGCCUAAACGAGACAGUGGGAGCAGAUGCCGUCCCCAACAAGCAGCCAUGUUCUACGCCAUUGUCGCGGAUAUGGAGUUACAGGACAUGGAAGUUGACUUGUCGAGUCCAGAUGACAAGCAUGUCCGUCUUGGGCUCAAGAUUCUACAUGAAAGUCCAUCCAACAAUGAACAACUAGGGUUUCAGAAGUUGGCCAAGGCAAAUAUUCGCACAAUGGAACGAUUCUUGGGGAACCCCAGUGCAGCACCACUGGAGAACAACAAGGAGCUGCCUCCAUUUGUGGAGGAUGAGCAGACUCUCAAUCAAUGCCUCCUGUGUCAAAGGCGCAGUCGUGUGGGAGAAGAGAAUAUGAUGAUUUGCACCAAAUGUGACAGUGCGCCCUACUGCAAUUCCAUCUGCCAACUUGGACACUGGGCAGCUCACAAGCCAGAGUGUAGGACAGCUAGCUACUAGCUGAGGGCAUAAAGAUAAAGAAAAGGUGCAAAAACCUGAGGAAAGGAAACGUCCAGCUCACGCCUGCUGUGUUUCGCUAUGUUUUGCAAUUGAUCCUACAAGUGAGGCUGGAUGAACUAUUGCUACAUUGCGAGACUUUGUCCCCUGGCACAUACAAGAGCAUGCAGACAUUACAGUAAACUAGUGUUAACAGUUGUAGAUUCAGGGAGUGCCAAGUAUAC
Messenger RNA from Seminavis robusta, 1895 nucleotides. The record is from the annotation of a GenBank genome assembly. NCBI's taxonomy places the organism in Eukaryota, Bacillariophyta, Bacillariophyceae, Naviculales, Naviculaceae.